Puccinia graminis f. sp. tritici CRL 75-36-700-3 is the source of this 498-nucleotide messenger RNA. Its product is annotated as V-type H+-transporting ATPase 16kDa proteolipid subunit. Bases 1 to 498 code for a protein of 165 amino acids. The record is from RefSeq and is a predicted model, not a curated record. NCBI's taxonomy places the organism in Eukaryota, Fungi, Basidiomycota, Pucciniomycetes, Pucciniales, Pucciniaceae. Gene Ontology annotation, cellular component: proton-transporting V-type ATPase, V0 domain. Gene Ontology annotation, biological process: proton transmembrane transport. Gene Ontology annotation, molecular function: proton-transporting ATPase activity, rotational mechanism. The transcript has 9 exons.
AUGUCUCUCGAGGUCUGUCCAGUAUAUGCUCCGUUCUUUGGAUUCGCUGGAGUAGCUUCAUCCAUGAUUUUCUCCACUAUCGGUGCAGCAUAUGGAACGGCUAAAGCGGGGAUCGGAAUAACUGGGUUAGGGAUUAUGAAGCCAGACGCCGUAAUGAAAUCACUUAUUCCUGUAGUCAUGGCCGGGAUCAUUGCGGUCUAUGGAUUGGUCGUUUCAGUUCUCAUCAUAGGCGGUAUGGAUCCUCGAAAACCGUAUUCACUCUUUGCCGGCUUCAUUCAUCUAGCUGCUGGCUUAUCAUGUGGGAUGACUGGACUGGCUGCCGGGCACGCUAUUGGCCUUAUUGGUGAUGCGUGUGCACGUGCAUUUCUUUUUCAGUCACGGAUGUUCGUCUCCAUGGUCCUCAUGCUAAUUUUUGCUGAGGUCAUUGGGCUAUAUGGAUUAAUUAUUGCACUGAUCCUAAAUACCAAAGCGUUCCAGGGCAAUUCAAUGUGUACAUAA